This is a messenger RNA of Closterium sp. Naga37s-1, 3963 nucleotides long. Lineage: Eukaryota; Viridiplantae; Streptophyta; Zygnematophyceae; Desmidiales; Closteriaceae. The record is from the annotation of a GenBank genome assembly.
AUGGCCACCCCCAGUGUUCUCACCUUUGACGCUGAGGGUCGGGCUGUUGACUUUGAGGUCUGGGUAGAUGAUCUGCAGCUUUUCCUACACUGCGAUAGGGCAGACGGUCUCUCUCUGUUUGACCUCACCUCUGGUGCCUCUCCUGCCCCUGCUGCUGAUGCUGACGCCACUGUUCGCUCACAGUGGGCCACGCGCGAUGCUGUUGCUCGCCUUGCUGUGCGCCGCCACUUACCGACCGCUGAGCGCGCGCAUUUUAGUCAGUACAAGAGUGCUAAGACCUUGUACGACGCUGUCGUUGCACGCUACUCUUCCCCUGCCACUGCUGCCCUUAGCCGCCUCAUACUGCCGUACCUCUUCCCUGACCUCGCCGCUUUUCCCACAGUCGCUGACCUCAUUACGCACCUUCGCACUAGUGACAUUCGCUACCGCGCUGCGCUUCCUGCUGAGUUCUGCGCCAAGAACCCCCCCCCUAUGUACAUCACCCUCUACUACAUAGUCACCCGGCUCCCUGACACCCUUCGCUCGGUCAGGGACCACUUCCUCUCUGUUUGCCCCACCACCCUCACCGUUGACCUCCUCGAGGAGCGCCUCCUAGCAGCAGAAAAGAGUUUAGUCGCUGUAGGAGCCUCUCGUGGUGACCCUCGUACCCCUGUCUUUGAGGGGUGCUCCCCCUCCCCCCUCUUGCCCUCUGUUGCCUCUGCUGCUGCGGCCGACCUCGUUGGUCUUGAGUCGGUCGGCGCGGCGUCUGCCCCUAGCGGGAGACGCCGCUCAGGCAAGGGCAAGGGGGGCAAGGGCGCUGGAGGAGCUGGCGGGGGCGGUGGAGGCGGCGGUGGAGGCGGCGGAGGGGGUGGGGGUGGCGGUGGGAGUGGUGGCGGGAGUGGGGGCACUAGUGGCGGCAGUGGAGGCGGAGGAGGCGGCGGUGGUGGCGGUGCGAGCGGAGGUGGUGGAGGUGGAGGCGGUGGUGGAGGUAGCGGCGGCGGAGGUGGAGCUGGUCGGGGCGGCUCUUCGCAGAGGGUCGGCUCCGGUGGUGGUCAGCGCCAGCAGCAGCAGCAGCAGCGCACUCGUGAGACCCCUUCCCCCCAGCAGCUUCGUGAGUGGUACACUGCUCGUCAGCGGGGUGGGGGUGCUGGCCCCUGUACCUACGUUCUACGUACAGGCGACCGCACGGGUGAGCAGUGUGGGGGUCCGCACUCCACCCAGCGCUGCUUCGGCCGCCUAACGGACGCUUGGCGUCAUCAGUUCCCCGACGCUACUGAGAUCCCUCGCUGGGGCGAGCUGUUUAGGGCGGGUGUUGCGAUCUUUGAUCUUGAUUAUGAUGCUAUUCUUGCUGCGCCGCUUACGCCGCUUAGUCGGCCAGUGGCAGUCGCUCUGGCAGACCCCUCUGGGGGCCCUGUCCUUGCCCACUUCUCCACUGUUCUACCGUGUCCGGCGGCCCCUUCUGGCACCCUGUCGGGUCUUUACCUCCCCUCGUUCUCUACGAACUUGGUGAGUGGUGCUGACCUCCAGGAUGGAGGGGUUCACCAGUUCACUCCUGCGAGUCAGCGAGUGACCCACUGUACCUGUGCUCGGACGGGCCGUCACUUGGCCACGUUUACCCGUCAGCCGGGGUCGAGCCUGUACACACUGACUACUGAGUCUCCUCCGGUCGCUGAGUCUGCUCAGGUAGCCGCGUCGGGUCAGGUGUUUGCUGCGGCGUCCAGGUCUGGUCCUGAGUCUGCCCCCUGCUCGUGUCGUCUCCUGUCUCACCAGACUCUCCUCUGGCACCACCGCCUUGGUCACCCCUCCCUGCCUCGUCUUCGAGGCAUGGCCUCCCGUGUCCUUGUCUCUGGUCCCCCCCGGUCCCUCCCUCCCCUUCCUCCGGGGCCUGCCCCUACCUGUGUUCCCUGCGUCGAGGGGCGGCAGCGCGCUGCUCCUCACUCCUCCGAGUUUCCUCCGACAGAGGCUCCACUGCAGACGCUUCACAUGGACGUGUGGGGCCCAGCCCGCGUCCGUGGACAGGGUCACGAGCGUUACUUCCUGCUGGUGGUUGACGACUACUCGCGUUACACCGCAGUCUUCCCCUUGCGCAGCAAGGGUGAGGUCACUGAAGUGUUGAUCGCCUGGAUCCGCGCAGCUCGUCUCCAGCUCAGAGAGAGUUUCGGCUCGGACUUUCCUGUUCUGCGUCUGCACUCUGACAGAGGCGGAGAGUUCUCCUCUGACCUUCUGCGAGCCUUCUGUCUUGCACGAGGCAUCCGCCAGAUCUUCACGCUUCCGGACUCUCCGCAGCAAAAUGGGAUUGCUGAGCGCCGCAUUGGCAUGGUCAUGGACGUCGCUCGUACGUCCAUGGUCCAUGCGGCUGCCCCCCAUUUUCUGUGGCCGUUUGCGGUUUGGUACGCGGCGCAUCAGAUCAACCUUCAGCCCCGGGUCUCCAUGCCGAAGACCUCCCCUGCUUUGCUGUGGACGGGGAAGGUUGGCGAUGCGUCUGCGUUCCGUGUCUGGGGAUCUCGGGCGUUUGUCCGCGACUUGUCUGCGGACAAGCUGUCCCCUCGUGCUGUUCCCUGCGUCUUCCUUGGCUUCCCCCCUGACGUGCCGGGCUGGCAGUUCUACCACCCCACCUCGCGCCGUGUUCUGUCCUCCCAGGACGUCACGUUUGACGAGUCGGUUCCCUACUACCGUCUCUUCCCCUACCGCACUGCGUCCCUCCCCCCCCCGCCGCUCUUCCUUACGCCAGGUCCCCCUCCGGUAGACCCCCUCCCCCCUCAGGGUCCUGCCCCCUCAGGUGUGUCUCAGGUAGACGCAGUCGACCCUGUCGAGGUAGCUGUUGACUCUGGUGCUGCUAGGGGUGCUGAGCCUCUGGGUGCUGGGUCUGGGGGUGCUGACUCUGGGGGUGCUGAGCCUGGGGGUGCUGACUCUGGGGGUGCUGCGCCUGGGGGUGCUGACUCUGGGGGUGUUGCGCUUGGGGGUGCUGAGCCUGGGGGUGCUACGCCUGGGGGUGCUGCGUCUGGGGGUGCUGAGCCUGGGGGUGCUGCGUCUGGGGGUGCGGAGUCUGAAGGUACUGGACCUGCUCGUGUGGCGUCUGGCGGUGCUGGGCCUGGAGGUUCUUCGGGUGCUUCGUCCCGGCGGGAGCUCCUCUCUCCACAGGAGCUGCGUGAGUGGUUUGCCCGGCGUUGGAGGCGAGCUGCUGGAGCUGGAGGUGCUGCGGGUGCUAAAGGUUCUGCUACUGCUGAGGGUGCUGGUGCCGCGGGUCCCGGAGGUGCUCGUACCGGGAGUACUGGAGCUGCUGGGCCUGCAGGUGCUUCUCGUACUGGAGCUGGUGGUGCUGCGGGCGUCGGUGCUACUGAGGGUGCUGGAGCUGGACCCGCUGCGUCUUCUGGUGGUCCGGCUGGAGCUGGAGCUGCUGGGGGUGUUGGCGCUGAGGGUGCCUCUGGUGCUGAUGCCUCUGAGGGUACUGGAGUUGGCACUGCUGGAGCUGGGGGUGCUGCUGGCGCUGGUGCUGUCGUUCGGGGUGCUGGUGCUUGUCCCUUCUGUCGGGCUCCUCCCUUAGAGUGUCCACCGCCUGUCCAGUCCGAGUCACAGUUACAGCCUACCUCUCCUCUGCCUGCUCCUUCUCCCUACACUGGUCCUACUGGAGGUCUUGCUGAGCGUCGUGAGCCUGCGUCUCGUCCUGCGUCGCCUGUCCGUGCUGCUCGCACUAGUAGUCGUGGUUCGCGUCAGCGUCCUCCCCCUGUCCCCGACACGCACCGGAUGUCUCUGCGUCCCUCCACUGCUCCGCUGCGUGCCCCUUUGCCUUCUCCUCCUGAGUCCUCUCUUCCUGUUCUUGCUGACCCGGAGUCGGACUCCCUUCGUGCUGCCAGUCCUACUGUCACGCGUCUCCUUGCUACUGUCGUCACUGACCCUUCCUUUGAGUCCGCUGCUGCGUCUGCCUUAGUUUCUGAGCUUGUCGACUUCGCUGCUCGCUGUCGCCUAGACUACGCUGCUAGGUGA